UCCAUGAUCUUUCACGCCCUACUGUUUUGGCAAUUUGGCGCCAAUUUAACAGUUACCUUCAUCACGAUAGAGCUAAACACCAAAAGAGCACACAUAGGUAGUAGCUAAGGAAGAGAGGUGAUAAUGGAUUCAGGUUCAGGUGAAGCGGGCGGGUCAGGUACCUUGGACGAUUUCGAAACCCUGGUUUCGACCACCGACGCAGAGCUCUUGAAGCGAGCAUGGCGGAACGAGAAGGGUGCUCCCGAAAUCCUUCGAUUUGAGGCUGCUCUUGUCCAAAGAUCUCGCGAACAGAUCCAAUUGAUGGAGGAAACAGUGGAGGAUUACACAAAAACUGGCAUCGAUCCACUCACAGUAUCUCUUUACCAGAUGGACGUGGACAGAACCAUGUAUUUGUUAAGAUCAUAUUUGAGAACUCGUCUUCAAAAGAUUGAGAAAUACGCAUUUCACAUUCUAAGAACCAGUGAAUUAUGGGACUGCUUAUCUAAACAAGAACAAAAAUUUGCUCAAAGGUCUGCAGAUGAUUUGCAGCAACAUUUGGAACAAUCCGUUCUCUCAAAGUUGCCUCAAGGUUUCAAGUCUCACUUGAAACAAUCUACUGUCAGUGAACAAGAUGACAUGGUCACAGAACCACGUCUGGACCAUUAUGUCAUUUGCAGGAGCAAGAGAUAUUUGGGAGCUUUUCAGCUCGAUGACAGCGUUGAGGAGCCGGUGAGCAUUGAAGCUGACGAUUUAUACGCCUUGCCGUACAAGUCGAUUAAGCCACUUGUUGAAAAUGGGCAGAUGGAUAUUGUUUGAACCAUUCUAGAGCAUGUAGUGCCCAUCUUUGUACUGUCAAAUGUAACUUACGGCCUACUGGCUGGUUGAAGCAAGAAUAGGCAGAGCCAGCUUCGAGGAACCUAACGAGAAACUUUAGUUGUAUUGUUGUUUUGUCAAGGGUUCUGUAAUUUGUAGUUAGUACUUAGUGGGGUACUGGGGUAUACUGGAAACACAUACUCGGAAUAGAGAGGUUCUGUAAACUAUUCAACCACAACAGGGAUAAAUCUAGAUUGCAAGUUCAUUUUCACAAAAAACAAUUAUACAGCUAUGAACUACCUCUAUUCACUUCCACU
This is a messenger RNA of Cuscuta epithymum, 1109 nucleotides long. The record is from the annotation of a GenBank genome assembly. NCBI's taxonomy places the organism in Eukaryota, Viridiplantae, Streptophyta, Magnoliopsida, Solanales, Convolvulaceae.